CUUCGUAUUGCUUCGUGAUUCGUCAUCACAUGAAAGAAAUACCCAGGAGUUCAAAUGACUUCGUUUGUUGUGCGAUCUCGCUGUUGCAGGUUUCCGUGGAUGUUUCACCUUUAGUGCGAGACAGAAAAGGCUCUUGUCGUAAAUAAUGUUCGUCUUGCGGUUGACAACGACUUUUUGUCUAGUUGACUCUUUAAGAACAAGGCCAUCACUUGGAGGAUCGUCGAGCAUGAAAUCUUCAAUCAAUCAGGAGUCGCUUGGGGGAGAUGAGUCCAUUCAGCAAGCACGCUCCGCUUCUAGGACCUGUGAACUUAGGACUUUGUUACAAGCACUGGCGCCCAGCAAAGGCAGUGAACCGGGUUUCGUCAUAACAUACCGAUCGAAGUCGCCGAGGUUUUCCUGAGUCAGUCAGUCACUAGAAUUCUGGGUGCCACCCCGAACGACUAACGACAAGAACAGCCUCUUUGCAACGCCAGCACAGACGCUGUCGGUCUGGAAGCGGCAAAGCCACGGUCUCCCGCCGUGUCCGCGGGCAUUUCGAGGGAUCGAACAAUUUCCGCUGCCCCAUUCUGCGGUUUUGGGCCAAGAGAAGGAUGGCCAUGGGGGGCGGUGGCGACUUCGGCAAAGGCAAGGGCAAGAGCAAAGGCAAGGGCAAAGGAAAGGGCAAAGGCAAGGGGAAGCAGGAGGAGAAGCAAUGGGUGCCCAUGACCAAGCUGGGACGCCUGGUGAACGACGGGAAGAUUGGUAGCUUGGAGGAAGUCUACCUGCACUCUUUACCCAUCAAGGAGCCCGAGAUCAUCGACCAUUUCUACCCGCCAGGGUCCUUGAAGGAUGAGGUGUUAAAGAUCCACCCCGUGCAGAAGAUGACCUCGGCAGGUCAGACCAACCGCUUCGUUUGCUAUGUCUUGGUGGGCGACACCAACGGACACAUCGGUCUUGGCUCCAAGUGCGCCAAGGAGGUGGCCACGGCCAUCCGCGGCGGGAUCAUCGCUGCCAAGCUGAACCUCAUCCCGGUGAGGCGAGGCUUCUGGGGCAACCGAAUCGGCCUCCCACACACCGUGCCCAUGAAGGUCCAUGGCAAGUGCGGUUCGGUCCGCGCCCGCUUGAUCCCUGCCCCGCGCGGCUCGGGCAUCGUUGGCUCACCGGUCAUGAAGAAGAUGAUGGCAUUCGCGGGCAUCUCUGACUGCUUUACUUGCUCCUGUGGCCACACCAGGACCACGGCGAACUUCGCCAAGGCCACCUUCGAGGCUUUGAAGGCCACCUAUGGCUACCUGACACCUGACCUGUGGAAGCCCACGAACCAUACGAAGUCGCCCUUCCAGGAGUGGUCCGACUGGCUGAGCCAAUCCCAAAAGGCCGCGGCAUACUGAGUGCUGAAGUUCGUCGUCGCAAAAGUUGUUCGAAAAGGGCGCAGAGGUUCGCAGACAGAUUCCUCACCCCAUGGGAGUUUGGUUGUGAGCGGUUGAUUUUUCCGAAGCCCAGCACAACAGGGGUGACUGGGGUGGCAAGUUCCUACGAGCUGUCGAGCUGAUAUCCGUGGUCUCCUGGCUGGCUCAAGAGGUCUUUGAUGUUGUUCGCCGAUGGC
Messenger RNA from Durusdinium trenchii, 1582 nucleotides. The record is from the annotation of a GenBank genome assembly. NCBI's taxonomy places the organism in Eukaryota, Dinophyceae, Suessiales, Symbiodiniaceae.